This is a messenger RNA of Venturia canescens, 1368 nucleotides long. Its product is annotated as hornerin-like. The transcript has 2 exons. Bases 1 to 1368 code for a protein of 455 amino acids. NCBI's taxonomy places the organism in Eukaryota, Metazoa, Arthropoda, Insecta, Hymenoptera, Ichneumonidae. The record is from RefSeq and is a predicted model, not a curated record.
AUGACACACAUGCUCAAUAGUCCGUGUACCAGGUGUUUUGUGCUGGAUAAAAAAGGCACAGCGAUAGCCACACAAAUCGUAGUCGCUGGUGUUAUUGGAUACACGGUCUCGACGGCGAGUGGGAGUCGAGGUCAGGAUUACAGCGGAAGUUACAGGACGACGGGGGGCUUCGUCGGUGUGAAAGAUUCGCAGGGUGACUACAGCGAGAAUCUGAGUUCUCAUCGGUACUCGGGGAUUGGUUCGGGGGGAGGAGGGGGCUCGGGGUACUCGUCGACGACGGGGAGUAGUUACGGCAGCGAUUCCGGUGGCUACGGUGACCCCGGGCUCGUCGGGAGUCACGUGAGCUACCAAGCUAGUGGAAAUUCGGGGGGCAGUCAGGCCCUGGGCUCGUCUUAUUCGUCGGAUCUCGGAAGCCAGGGCGGCAGCACUUCUGAGCUGGUUGGAGCGAGUUAUACGACCGGAGGCUCGUCUUCUGGGAGUCUGAGCGGUUACGCGUCGGCAGGAACGUCCGGAAGCGGUGUGAGCCAGCACGGGGCGUCGAGCUUGCCGGAGUACUCGGAUUCUUCCCUGGGAGGACACGGCUCCGGAGGAUUUUCGUUGGGAGGGGAACGCGGCGAGUACUCUUCCCCGGGAUCCUCGCGGCCGGGCAACUCGUACGUUUCGUAUGGGAUUUCCGGCCCGAAAGCGGCCGCUUACACCUCUUCCGGAGGGACUCAUCCAACUCAGGGGCAAAUCCAAGCCCAUGGAGCGGGCUCUUACUCGUCGAGCCCCGGAAUCAGCUUCUCUGGGGGCAACCACCGUCCGAUUUCUUCUCCACUAUCCUCUUCUUCCUCUUAUCCUUCGGAAAUGAACCAACAUCCCGGUAUUUCAUCGGGACCGGCCAACUACCCAUCGGCUCAAUCCCUGAAGAGCUUCCUCGCGAACAUGCACGGCCCGAGCAAUUAUAUUCCGCACGGACCUCACCGGGGCUCCCCGAACCAUCACAUCUUCACCUCCGGUUCUAACCACCUUCCGGCAUACACCUCUCGAGGACCCUCCCCUCCCGGAUAUUUCCCUGGCAGCAGCCCUUAUCCUCGAGGCAGCGGCGGACCCAGUGGAAAAAUCAUCUUCGUCAAAGAAUCCAGCGGCGGCGGCGGACACCACUCGCCUCAUAUGUUCGCCUCCGGCGACCAUCACAGCUUCCCCAACCUCAUGUUUGGCUCGUCCAACUCUGGAUACAAAAUGAGAAACCUCGCCGCAUCGGCCAGUAGCCACGGGCCACCGAGCUUCGCCGGCGGCUACUCUUCCCCGAAUAGUUACAGCAGUCCUUCUUCCGCUUCCUCCAAUUCCAACAGCAAUCUCGCUUCCUCUAUUUUCAGUUUUCUGUGA